AGAUAAAGCUAAUUAUUGGCAUUUGUCAAACAGCUGAAAUUGAAGAGGCAGAAAAAAAGUAAAUUUUCGUAUACUGUUUAUAUGUGUGCAACUUGUUUUAUUUAUUAAAAAUAAAUUAAUUGUGAUGGAUGAAAUACUACUUCCAACAACAACUGUCUCAACUAAGCCAACAACAAAUUUAAGUUCGCAAAAGCAAACCGAACACGAUGAAGUCGAUUUAAAGUUAUUUGACAAAGCAAAGAGCAGCAGUGAUAUGGAAAAUCGGACACGAGAUUUUGAUGGUGAUGGCAAUGCCAAUAGCGAUCACUCUGGUGAUGAAUGUGCUAACAAGGUACGUUUUCAAGAUGAGCUUGGACUGGAUAUGAAGGAGCUGAAAUCGGAAGGUACAGAAUUAAACGAUGAUGCGCCAUCUAAAAAACAAAAAACCAAAAAGGAGUUGGAGGAAGAAGAACGUGAAAAAAUGCAAGUGCUCGUUUCCAACUUCACAGAAGAGCAGCUCGAUCGCUAUGAAAUGUAUCGCCGUUCGGCAUUUCCCAAAGCCGCAGUGAAGCGGCUCAUGCAAACCAUAACCGGCUGCUCCGUAUCACAAAAUGUCGUAAUUGCUAUGUCGGGUAUAGCGAAGGUAUUUGUUGGUGAAAUUGUGGAAGAGGCUUUAGACGUUAUGGAGGCGGCGGGCGAGACUGGGGCUUUGCAGCCCAAGUAUUUACGUGAAGCGGUACGCCGCUUACGACAACGUGGCCGUAUGCCUAUAGGGAAAUUUCAAAAACCAUAUUUUCGCUUAAAUUAAAGGCAGUUUUCUGCACAAAUACGAUAAAUUUUAAAGUUAAUUUAGCAUUUUGUUAAAGUUUAGUUGUAAGUCGAGGCAUGAAGAUGUAUAAAUGUAAAUUAGAAAUAUUAGCGAAGAAAAAUGUAUGUAAUGUAUAUAAAAGUCAGUAAAAUGUAGACGUGUAUGCAUUUGUAAUAUAAAGAUCAUUUCUUA
Messenger RNA from Bactrocera oleae (olive fruit fly), 979 nucleotides. RefSeq names its product TATA-box binding protein associated factor 11 (gene Taf11). Gene Ontology annotation, cellular component: transcription factor TFIID complex; nucleus. The record is from RefSeq and is a predicted model, not a curated record. Gene Ontology annotation, biological process: RNA polymerase II preinitiation complex assembly; transcription initiation at RNA polymerase II promoter. Gene Ontology annotation, molecular function: protein heterodimerization activity; transcription coactivator activity. Lineage: Eukaryota; Metazoa; Arthropoda; Insecta; Diptera; Tephritidae.